AUGACUAGUAAACCAAAUGAUGAAGUUUUUCAAAAUUUAGAAGAUCCCGGUGAAUGGCCUAGUAAAUUAAGCGUUAGAGAAAGAGAUAUAAUUAUCAAAAAAGGCCCAAUUGAAAUAACCAAUCACGAUUUUCCAAUAAAAUCUAGUGAUAAUGUAGUAAAGAGAAAAUUCACAGUUGAACAUUAUAAUAGAAUUUUAUCUAAUGGCGAAAAAGUUAAACGUAGAUGGUUAAUUUAUUCAAAGAAAAAAGAUGUUGUCUAUUGUUUUUGCUGUAAACUUUUUGGAAAUUCAUGUGGUAGUAGUUUGGCAGAUUAUGGGCUGGACGAUUGGAAACACAUUUCAGAGAGAAUAAAAAGUCAUGAAAAUUCUCAGAAUCAUUUACUAAAUACUGAAAAAUGGAUUAGUUGUGAAAUAAGAAUGAAGAAAAACAUAACAAUUGAUAAACAAAAUUUAGUAUUAAUUAGAAAGGAAACUGAACAUUGA
Messenger RNA from Aphis gossypii (cotton aphid), 483 nucleotides. Its product is annotated as zinc finger MYM-type protein 5-like. Bases 1 to 483 code for a protein of 160 amino acids. The record is from RefSeq and is a predicted model, not a curated record. The transcript has a single exon. Lineage: Eukaryota; Metazoa; Arthropoda; Insecta; Hemiptera; Aphididae.